Molecule: messenger RNA, 1717 nt
Organism: Macrosteles quadrilineatus (aster leafhopper)
Lineage: Eukaryota; Metazoa; Arthropoda; Insecta; Hemiptera; Cicadellidae
Exons: 4
Coding region: 190-1035 (281 amino acids)
Source: RefSeq, a predicted model, not a curated record
GGAGUGUCAGUCAAGUUUGUGGCUGUGUGUGCUGCAGUGAUCGUCUACGCUACGGUGAUAACCGUGCGCCUAUUCACCGCAGACUUGUACUGUAGAAAGACCUGUGUGAGCGAACCACGAAAUGAAGCUGUGGUGACUACUCCGCCAAGAUCUGAAGCUCCGGCCACUAUUCCACCAUGGGAAAGACACAUGGACUUCGAGGGCUUCAACAACGAAAGCGGCACCGCGGAUGGUCACUAUAUAGUUCCCAACCAUGUACACUUCAUCAGGUUCGGCCAGCCAGAGUUCAGUUUUGUACACGCAAUUUGUGUCAUGGCAGCCUUCAAGAAUCAGAGGCCGGAGAAACUGUAUAUCCACACGGAUCUGGACGGUUUCCAUGGUUACUACUGGGAGGUCAUGAUGAAUUUGACAGGCUUCAAGGAUGUACUUAUCAUCAACAAGAUGAAGGUCCCAACGGAGAUCUUCGGUCAGCAGUUGAGGUCAAAGUGGAAGAACUACCACGGAGGUGACGUUGCUCGGCUAGAAGUGCUGAGGAAGUACGGAGGCAUCUACUUGGACAGUGAUUCAUACAUUGUCAGGAGUCUGGAUGACUUUCGUAGAUACGAGAUCGCGCUGGGUUGGUUCCCUGGGAAGGACAUGGGCAACCAAAUCCUUGUGGCUCAUAAGGACGCAAGGUUUCUCAGGAUAUGGUACGAGUCGUACAAAGACAACUACGACCCUUCGUCAUGGUAUUACAACGCCGGAACUUACCCCACUCAUCAUAUACUAGACUACCAGCCUCAUCUGGUCCACAGAGUAGAGAAGCUCUUCGGCAACUACGGCGUCAAGUGGAAAAUCUACAUGACUGACUUUCCCGAGUGGCACGACUACUACACCUUCCAUCUUCUCAGCUCCCGACUAAACCGUGGUCUCAAGAAUCUCUCCCCCAAGCUCCGGUAUCCCGUGGAGUUCAACCACACAAAUGUCCUGGAGUACCCGGUGGCUUUCCGGGAGAUGUGCCUUGAAGUGUACCCUUAUCCCGAGAAGAAAACGUGAUAAUUUUUUUUUUAAAAAGCUCAAAAAGUCUUUUGUACCUUGACGAAUACUUGAUUAUUAGUGUUGUCGAAACGCUUAGACAAUAUUACUGAUUGGAAGGUUAUUUUACGAAGGAGAAUUGGUUUUGGAAUAGAGAAGAAAACUUGAAAGCAACCUUGGGGGUUACUACGAGCUCGUUUGUCUAAAUUAAUUUAAUAAAUUGAAAGGUGUUCUUUUUUAAGAAAGGCUGGUGAUAAAACCACGAUCAUCUUUAUUGACUUAAAAAUUCAUUGCGUAAAAGUUGCUGUAUUAAUAGUCGAAGGUAAAAGAUACAAAACCAAAACACACAACUUUUGCAACCAUGGAAAAGGAAAUAGGUUCCAAUUUCUAAGCUGCUUUGUAGGGUUUAGAUACCCUGUUAAUUUCUGAAUCAAUACAGAAUUAUUUACCAUUCCCUAGUUGUAAAAAAAUUUAACAAUGAAUUAACAAACAUUUUUUAAUGUUAAAGUUAUUGUUAUAUCUUAUGCAACUAUUAAUUUAAAACAAACAUAAAGUACCAACUAAAUGUCGAAAGGUUAACAACUUCUUAUCUGUUUUAGACAUCUGAAUAAGAAAAGUUGGUCUGUGUAAAUCAUGACGGUUAUACUAAGUAACUCUUAUAAUAAUCAAUAAACAUGCAGAUUAACACUACCAUGUAUUAUCU